CCAGGCUGGGGAUCUCUUGGCCUCCCCGCCGCCCGCUGUGAUUCCCCAGGCUAGACUCGUGCCAAUCGGCCACCCUCGUCCUCCCGCUGAGUCACUGCUGGGUCCUAACUCGGUGCGGAAGCGAGAAGCUCGGCUUUGUGCUCGGAGGAGGCUGAGGGGCGGCAGUCCGACCUUUAACCCGGGGAAGGCCGGGGUCACCCCUUCCCGGUUCAUCGCUCAGUGCUGCCUUCUUAAAAAAUGUAAACGUGCCCCCUGGGAGAAAGAGCAACCAGAGUGUAUCUACUGGCUCUGACCGUUCCAGCGGCUUUUUAUUCUCGGAGAAGAACCUCGUGGGAGUUUCUUAGUCGUGGGGAUAGAGCAGCCUUUCCUUCAAUUGCUGGGACGUAGAGUUUCUCUAAAAGCGAGAAGGCAGCCUCAGCUGUGCCCAGAUACAGUGUCUGGAGUCUGAUUUUAUCGGGACUGGUAUUUAGAGGAGUUCUCAAAAGUUUCCUCGUCACCCCGAUUCCACUAGCCCUAGGCUUUUCUCGCGCUUAAAGAGUUUAAAGCAAGUUAAUUUGUGUUGAAGGCCAGACCUGGCUUCUAAAUCAAAAUCGAGAUUGUCGUAUUUAUUUCAAAAAAAACUUUUCAGGGGUUGGAAAUGUUAAGUAAUAUUAAAUUGCACAUAUGCUGCAGACAUUUUUACUUUCAGUUUCUGUUUUGAUCAGUUAAGUUUAAACAUAGCUCUUUUUUUCUUUUUUUCAAAGACCAGGCAGAUGUUUUCUUUGCACCCCGUGGCUGGGGAAGCUGCUUUGCCUGUCAGGUAUUCAUAGACCCUGUCAAAAGUUUUACCACCUGGAACUCGAACAUUAUCCUGUUACCGACUCAUAGAAGAUGGGUGUGAAUACUUUUUCCCCUGAAGGAAGAUUAUUUCAAGUGGAAUAUGCCAUUGAGGCAAUCAAGCUUGGUUCUACAGCCAUUGGGAUCCAGACAUCAGAGGGGGUGUGCCUAGCUGUGGAGAAGAGAAUUACCUCCCCACUCAUGGAGCCAAGCAGCAUUGAGAAAAUUGUAGAGAUUGAUGCUCACAUAGGUUGUGCCAUGAGUGGGCUAAUUGCUGAUGCUAAGACUUUAAUUGAUAAAGCCAGAGUGGAGACACAGAACCACUGGUUCACCUACAAUGAGACGAUGACGGUGGAGAGCGUGACCCAGGCCGUGUCCAACCUGGCUCUGCAGUUUGGAGAGGAGGAUGCUGACCCUGGUGCCAUGUCUCGUCCCUUUGGAGUAGCACUGUUAUUUGGAGGAGUCGAUGAGAAAGGACCUCAACUGUUUCAUAUGGACCCAUCGGGGACCUUUGUACAGUGUGAUGCUCGAGCAAUUGGCUCUGCUUCAGAGGGUGCCCAGAGCUCCUUGCAAGAAGUUUACCACAAGUCCAUGACUCUGAAAGAAGCCAUCAAGUCCUCGCUGAUCAUCCUCAAACAAGUAAUGGAGGAGAAGCUGAAUGCAACUAACAUAGAGCUGGCCACCGUGCAGCCUGGCCAGAAUUUCCACAUGUUCACAAAGGAAGAACUUGAAGAGGUUAUCAAGGACAUUUAAGGAAGUGCGAUCCUGAGCUUCUCUGGGACAAUUUCAAUUCUCCUGAUUGCCCUUAAUUUUUAAUUCCAGCUCCUAUUCCUUGGAAAAUCUCCAGUGUAUGUGCAUUUUUUUAUGAUGUCUGUACAUAAAGGCAGUUCUGAAAUAAAGAAAAACUUAAAAUAUUUGUUAAUAGA
Molecule: messenger RNA, 1742 nt
Organism: Miniopterus natalensis
Lineage: Eukaryota; Metazoa; Chordata; Mammalia; Chiroptera; Miniopteridae
Source: RefSeq, a predicted model, not a curated record